AUGACAAGUGUGGAGGAUGGUAUUGAAGUGGGCCAGAAGAGGAUUUUCAUGUCUCAUGGAGGCUGCAGAGAUGAACUCAACCUGAAGCAGGGCUCCCAGUACCUCAUCAUCGGCCCCAAAGACGACCAGUGGAACACUGACACCGACACAAACAGAUUCAUCUACAUGUUAGGAAAGGACACCUGGGUGGAACGCUGGCCUUUGUCUGCAGAGUGCUCCAGCAAUCCCAGCCUGCAAGCGAAAUGCAAGAGCCUCCAAGAUACUGCAGAUGAACUAUCUGUCAACGCCUGCAGGCUAUAGAGGUGUCUGAGCAGCAACUGUGCACCAGUCUCCUCUGCCCAAAGAUGGUUAAAAAAUCACUGAGUUCAUGAUUAUUUUAACCCAGCCUGUACAGUAAAGACAUUCAACAAGUUGUGUUUUCACUGUGGAAAUAAGAACUGUAAGUGGAGCUAGUUAUAGAAACGUAAGUGUAAAGUUGUUCUCUACCGUAAUGAUAUAUUAAGAAUGAGGAACUAAAUGCCACUGGCAGCAAAAAGAGUAAUAAAAACACACUAAACAGCCUCCUCAAAGGGUUUAUAGCUUUUAUAGAAUGAUUAACAAUAAGAAAAGGAAAUUAAUUGAUAAAUGAUUUAAAGCAAACUUCUUAGGUUCUAUUUAAGUCUGUCAAUUUGCAUUCUCUUUGAUUGGUCUGUCCUAAGAAAUAUAUAAAAUCAGCGGUUUUCUGCAUGAAUAAACAAACUACUUAAGAUAUA
This is a messenger RNA of Micropterus dolomieu (smallmouth bass), 752 nucleotides long. Its product is annotated as complement C3 alpha chain-like. Lineage: Eukaryota; Metazoa; Chordata; Actinopteri; Centrarchiformes; Centrarchidae. The transcript has 3 exons. Bases 1 to 300 code for a protein of 99 amino acids. Gene Ontology annotation, molecular function: protein binding. The record is from RefSeq and is a predicted model, not a curated record.